Messenger RNA from Pneumocystis jirovecii RU7, 1302 nucleotides. RefSeq lists its product as uncharacterized. The coding region runs from base 1 to 1302 and encodes 433 amino acids. Gene Ontology annotation, cellular component: Set1C/COMPASS complex. The transcript has 4 exons. Gene Ontology annotation, biological process: positive regulation of DNA-templated transcription. Lineage: Eukaryota; Fungi; Ascomycota; Pneumocystomycetes; Pneumocystales; Pneumocystaceae. The record is from RefSeq and is a predicted model, not a curated record.
AUGAAUAUGAUAAGUGAAGAGAUGAAAUUGAAUAGAAAUGAUGCUAAAAUGGAUUUUUUUGAUGUUUCAAAUGAAGGAAAAUUGUCUAAAUCUGAGGAGGAUGAUGCUAUGAUUAUAGAUCAUGAAAGAAAUGUUUUAGAAGGUUAUCAUUUGAUGGAUACGGUUAAUAUGUUCGAUAAUAGAAAGUAUGAUGAAAUACAAGUUGAAUGUUUAGAUGCGAAUGAUUUGAAGAUUCCAUUAGCUUAUAAGAAAGAUUUUAAAAAGGAAAAAUUGAAGAAACGGAAAAUUAAUGGAUUGAACAUGGAAGGAAAUCAUAUAGGCCAAUUAGGAAUUGAUCAUAAGCUAGAUGUUUUUCAGAAUAAUACGAUUAAAAAACCGCAAACAAACAGCUUCAAUAAUUUUAGGAACGAAAAUAUUGAGCUUUAUUGUAUUUGUCAGAAGCCUGAUACAGGAUGUUGGAUGAUUGCUUGUGAUGGAUGUGAUAAUUGGUAUCAUGGGGAAUGUGUUAAAAUCGCUAAAGCUGAUGAAGAGCUAUUGGAUAAAUAUUUUUGUAGUUAUUCAUGUACGAAAAAGGGUAAAGGCUAUACUAUCUGGAAAAGAAAAUGUCGUCUUUCUUGGUGUAGAAAACCUGCCUCUGUUUCAGUAUCUCCUCCUUCAAAAUAUUGUUCAAAAGAACAUGGUGUAGAAUAUUUUAAGGAAAGGCUAUGUUAUUCUAUAUUAGAAAAAUCAGAAGUUGCUGCUUUGGCUCGAAGCGUUGAUUCAGUUGAAGCUUUUAAAUGUUUAGGUGAUUCUUUUCCAUUUGAAGAUGAAUCUGUUAUGGAUAGUGAAAUUUUAUCAUUGUUAAAGUUAAUUAAUAUGCAACGAGAGGAAAUAUAUGAGCGGUUAAAACAAAUUGAAAUGCGAACAAUUUAUAUUAACUAUGCUAAAGACAGAGCAAAAAAAAUAAAUGAAGAAAUACGUGCUGAUGGAUCUAAAAAGGAAAUAUGUGCUCUUGAUUAUCGUUUAUCAUGGGACGAUGAUGAUUGGAAUGCUUGGGUUGUUAGUGAUGAUGGGAAAAAGAUAUUCAAUGAUGGUAGAUUAGAAGGUUACGAUUUGAUGUGUAUUAUAGAAAAAAGAAAGUGUUUUAAACAUAAUAAUUGGGUUGCAAUAAAAAUAGAGGAAAUGGAAUUAGAAGAAAUAAUAUGUCGUGAAACGCUUAAAAAACUCAGAAGACAAGAAAAAAAGAUAUAUAAAAGACAAAGGAGAUUAAAGGCUUUGGACAGAGAAAAUAAAUGUAUUUCUAUUGCACAUGCAUUGGAGUAA